AUGUCCUUUAAAAUUGCAUGCAUUCAAUUAGCUGUUUCAUCAGAUAAAUCUAAAAAUCUUAUAAAUGCUAAAAAUAAAAUUCUGGAAGCUUCGAAAAAUGGAGCAAAGAUAAUUUGUCUACCGGAAUGUUUUAAUUCAUUAUAUGGUACUAAAUAUUUUGCUCAAUAUGCUGAAAAUAUUCCUAAUGGUGAGAGUGAAUCUAAGGCCUACAUUAUUGGAGGAUCCAUUCCAGAACGUGAAGACUCUACUGGAAAAAUGUAUAAUACUUGUACUGUUUAUGAUCCGGAAGGUUCUAUGAUUGCAAAGCAUCGAAAAGUUCAUUUAUUUGAUAUUGACAUUCCUGGCAAAAUUACAUUCAAAGAGAGUGAUUCUCUAAGUGCUGGAAAUUCUCUAACACAUUUUGAUACUAAAUUUGGUAAGAUCGGAGUAGGAAUAUGUUACGACAUAAGGUUUCCAGAAAUGGCCAUGAUUGCUGCUCAAGAAGGAUGUAUUGCAAUGUUUUAUCCGGGAGCUUUUAACAUGACUACAGGUCCCUUACAUUGGGAACUUUUACAAAGGGCAAGGGCGCUUGAUAACCAGUUUUACGUGGCAACCUGUUCUCCUGCCCGUGAUAUGAGUGCAACCUAUAACGCAUGGGGUCAUUCAACCGUUGUGAACCCCAGUGGCACUGUGAUUGCAACUACCGAUCAUGAAGAAUCGAUUGUUUACGCGGAUAUUGAUUUAGAUGAGAUGAAAUCAUCUCGUCAAUCUAUUCCAACAACUUUACAAAAACGAUAUGAUCUUUACACUAAAGUUACUUCGAUUACAUCAGGUUCUAAUUGA
Molecule: messenger RNA, 822 nt
Organism: Racocetra persica
Lineage: Eukaryota; Fungi; Glomeromycota; Glomeromycetes; Diversisporales; Gigasporaceae
Source: the annotation of a GenBank genome assembly